Messenger RNA from Dentiscutata heterogama, 1086 nucleotides. The record is from the annotation of a GenBank genome assembly. Lineage: Eukaryota; Fungi; Glomeromycota; Glomeromycetes; Diversisporales; Gigasporaceae.
AUGACGCUUGUAAAUGUUUUAUUCUGUUUUAUCGGAAUAUAUUCAUGUUUUCUUACAUGGGGAAUUUUACAAGAACGAGUUUCAACCACACCAUAUGGAGAUAAAGAAACAAAGCAACAAAAAUUCAAAUAUUUCAUAUUUCUUAAUAUGAUCCAAUCAUUUAUGGCAUCGAUCACAGCAUUCAUUUAUAUAAAAAUUUCCAAAGAAAAUUUUGAAAUAAUUAAUAAUUCUUUAUUAAAAAAAUUUUUACAAAUAGCAUUACUUGGAGCUAUAGCACCAACAUUUGGAUAUGAAAGUUUAAAACAUAUUGAUUAUCCAACUUUAACACUUGGAAAAACAUGUAAAUUAGUACCGGUAAUGCUUAUGAGUAUAAUUCUUUAUAGAAGAAAAUUUUCAUUUUAUCAAUAUAUAGUAGUAAUGUUAGUUACACUUGGAGUAUCAAGUUUUAUGCUACUUCAACCAACAUCGGAAAAAAAGAAAGCAGUUGAACCUAGUUCAUUAUAUGGUACAAUAUUACUUUCAAUUAAUUUACUUAUUGAUGGAGUCGUUUGUUCUACACAAGAUCAAAUAUUUUCAAAAUAUAAAAUUAAAGGUCAACAUAUGAUGUUUUUUAUGAAUUUAUUUAGUGGAAUUUUAAUGGCUUGUUGGUUGAUAAAUCCUUGGAAUCAAGAACUUUUUAAUGCAAUAACAUUUUGUAAAAAUUAUCCUAAUAUUAUUAAGGAUAUUUUAUUAUUUUCUUUAUGUGGAGCUUUAGGUCAAUGUUUUAUAUUUUUUACUUUAGAUAAUUUUGGUUCAUUAUUUUUAAAUACUGUAACUGUUACUAGAAAAUUUUUUACCGUAUUAUUAUCAGUAUUUAUAUUUGAUCAUAAAUUAAAUAUUGGACAAUGGUUAUCAGUUGGAUUGGUAUUUUUCGGAAUUGGAUUAGAAGUAUACGCGAAACAAAAAGGAGGUAAAAAAGUAUCAGAGAAAUAUGAUAAAUCAAUUCAAGAAGAAAAUCGAGAAUUGGAAAAAUUAAUAGAAGAGAUAACUAAAAGAAAACAAGUUAAUGGAGUUAUCGAUAAUAUCACGAAGGAUAAAACUUUGUGA